AAAAAGAAGACAAUAAAGCAAAUUUAAAGUUUGCUCUGUGUGGACAAAAGAAACUUUUUCCUGCCCAAUCUCAUUCUUGUGCACUUAUUUUAUUCUUUAUAUAUAAUUAUACACUCUAGUACAUUUAUUUCCCUUCUGCUUCUUAUCUGCGGAGCACUUCUCCCACAAAUGGCUAGAGUAGCAGGAAUUUUCCUGUGUCUCCUGAUUUUAAUCAUGGAUGUUGCAGCUGGGAUUCUUGGCUUCGAGGCUGAAAUAGCACAAAACAAGGUUAAGCACUUAAAAUUGUGGAUAUUUGAGUGUAGAGAGCCAAGUCAUCAAGCCUUCAUGUUGGGGUUGGGUGCAGCAGUGCUUUUGGGACUAGCUCAUGCUAUAGCCAACUUGCUUGGGGGCUGCAAUUGCAUUUGUUCUCAACAAGAGUUUGAGAAGGCUUCCUCCAAUAGACAAAUCUCAACAGCUUGCCUUAUUUUAACUUGGGUUGUGUUGGCCAUUGGAAUGUCCAUGCUGGUGAUAGGGACCAUGUCAAACAAUAGGUCAGAUGGAUCCUGUGGUUUCUCACACCAUCACUUCCUGUCCAUUGGUGGGAUCUGUUGUUUUGUUCAUGGCCUAUUCUCUAUUGCAUAUUACGUUUCUGCCACUGCCUCAAUGGAUUAAUUAGUGAGUAAGAAAAGCAUCUUAGUGAGUAAGAAAAUGCUUUAGUGCUUUUGGAGCUUUCCCAAAAUGUUGCUUUGCAAAAUGUGUAGAAAGAAGACUUUUCAUGCUUCUUGUACUAGAAAAGGGAAACAUGAGACCCUUUUUCAGAUGACCAAACUACCCUCUCCAAUGACUUGUAUCAUUAUCAUAGUUUAGUUUAUAUAAUUAAGUUGUUUUUAUUUAGCCCAUAGGCCAUUGCCAUUGAAUUUGAUGUCACACUGCCUUAGAUAAAUUAAUCAGAAAUUAGUUAGUUGCUAUA
Cajanus cajan (pigeon pea) is the source of this 949-nucleotide messenger RNA. RefSeq names its product protein VASCULATURE COMPLEXITY AND CONNECTIVITY. The record is from RefSeq and is a predicted model, not a curated record. NCBI's taxonomy places the organism in Eukaryota, Viridiplantae, Streptophyta, Magnoliopsida, Fabales, Fabaceae.